Molecule: messenger RNA, 1643 nt
Organism: Setaria italica (foxtail millet)
Lineage: Eukaryota; Viridiplantae; Streptophyta; Magnoliopsida; Poales; Poaceae
Exons: 2
Coding region: 867-1637 (256 amino acids)
Source: RefSeq, a predicted model, not a curated record
CGAAGCACUGAUCUAUAAAAGAGGAGCGUCCACAAGAAGGUAAGAAGCUAGGCUGUGAGCUUCUCUUCUGGCCUGCCUAGCUCUUAACGGUUGGAUCGGAGCAUGGAACAACCCGCUGCUGCAGCGUGGGCACCUUGCGAGUUUCAGCUGGCAAACUGGAGCAUUGAUCAAGAACCAGCUGCAGCGGGCCUCCCUGCUGUGGAGUACUAUGCGUCCAUCGACAUACCGGCCGGUACCUGCUGCCUCGAAGAAGCAUCUGUGCCUGAUCAGUACUACUACUAUUCUGCAGCCUCACAACACAAUGCUACGAGUGAUCAUGAUCAGAAAGCCGUCAAGAUCUCGAACGACAGCCGUGCUCAGAGUGUGGCCCAUAAGGUGAUGGGCGAGUUCAAGGAAGACAUCGACAUGAAGGAAGUGAAGAUGCAUAGGUACCCCGCAUGCCUCGUUGAUCUCGAUGAGUCCUACACCGUGCCGAGGAUUGUGGCCAUCGGCCCCUACCACCAUGGCAAGGAGCACCUCAAGCCGGCGGAGAAGGUGAAGCACGUAGCUGCCUGCCACUGCGUUAGGCAGUCCGGCCGCUUGCUGGAGGAGCUCUACGGCGCGUUUCUCCCCGUGGCGGACUAUACUCGCGAUCGCCACUUCUACGACAGGGAUGUGAUGGCAGGUAUCAACCAUGAAGAUUUUCGACACAUGAUGUUCUUUGAUGCCUGCUUCUUGGUGCAGUACAUGCUUAUUUUCCACGGUACCGGAGACGUAGAUGAGAGCCUGAACGGCUUCUUGAGGCCUAACCGUAGCGACAUCUUCCACGACGUGAUGCUGCUGGAGAACCAGCUCCCGUGGCAUGUGGUCGAGACCGUCGUAGCUUCAUGCGCAGGCCAAAGUUAUCCAAGAGAUUCGUUCGUAGUGCGAGGACCUGUAUGCUGCAGGACGACCAUAGCGAGCCUGCCCAACAACAGACUUUCAUCUGGUAUGACAGCUACAGACCACCACAUCUCCUUGGCCUCGUCCGUUACCACAUCGUAGGACGAGGCGACAUCGAGAAAAUCGAGUCGAAGCCGUACAUAAAGUACUCUUUCAGUGCAAUGGAGCUGGCAGAGAUCGGCAUCACGCUCUCAGCCAACAAGACGAUGCAGCUCCUCGACAUGAGGCUCAAUCAGGAAGGGACCGGCCUCUUCCCCGAGCUCUCCCUGGCGCCUCUGUCCCUGGACCGUGACCGUGCAAGCUACCUCGUCAACAUGGCGGCUCUCGAGCUCUGCACGGUCCAGAGCUUCAUGGCAAAGAAGCAGGAUGAGGAAGACUCUGCUGUCUGCUCGUACCUGCUGCUCCUGGCCAAGCUGGUGUACAGGGAGGAGGACGUGCACGAGCUACGGGUGAGGGGUCUGCUGCUGGGAGGAGGAGGGCUCACCAACGAGGAGGCGCUCCGCUUCUUCACAGGCUUGCAAGGUCUCCGCAGGGGACCAUACUACUUCCGGGUCAUGGAUCAGAUCCAGAUUUACAGGGGGGAGUGCAAAGGGAUCAAGACCAAGUUGCAUGGAUUUUUUCACAACCACAAGAAAACCAUCGCCGCGGUCGCCUCCGGUGUUGUUUCGGUUGGUGGGAUCAUAGGGACUCUCCUGUCUAUCAAAAACACCCUUUGAUAUGAG